Molecule: messenger RNA, 1626 nt
Organism: Cuscuta campestris
Lineage: Eukaryota; Viridiplantae; Streptophyta; Magnoliopsida; Solanales; Convolvulaceae
Source: the annotation of a GenBank genome assembly
CUUUACUCUCUUCCUAUAUAAAGGGAUUAGACUUUUGUAUUCACAAGCCAAUUCAAAAUACAAAAUACAAUUCUCUUCUAUACUUUCUAGAACAUGUAUUCGUUUCGUCACUGGUCUGAGAAAACCCUAGAUGAGAUGAGCGAAGGGGACUGGAGAAUCUUCUGUGCAAAAUUCAACAUCAAUUACAAAGGUGCCAGAGUUCCUCCGCCCAUGAGGAAUUGGUCUGAGAGUAAACUCAGCGCCGAGCUUCUUAAUGGAGUCCAGCGAGCGGGCUACGAGAAACCCUCCCCAAUACAGAUGGCUGCUGUUCCUAUUGGUCUGGAACAUCGCGAUCUCAUCGGUAUUGCUCCCACCGGCUCUGGUAUGACUGCCGCUUUCGUCCUUCCCAUGCUGAUGCAUGUUUAUAAUCUGAUGGUUGAAUCAGAGAAGAGCAUCGAUGAUGAUGAUGACGAUCAGGGACCUUGUUCUCCUUAUGCUCUUGUGUUGGCCCCUACACGAGCCCAUGUUCUCCAGAUUGAGGAGGAGACUGUUAAAUUUGCCCCUUAUCUCGGAAUCAAUAUUUUCUCCAUACUUGCUGGGCAGCCAAUUGAUGAGCAAGGUCCCAGAAUUCGUCAAGGGCGCUUCCAGGUUGUGAUAGCCUCUCCAUUCCGUCUUCUACACUGUUUGCAAAGGCGCUAUCUCGUCUUAAACCAGUGUAACUAUGUUGUUCUUGACCAAGCAGACCGUAUGAUUGAUAUGGGGUUUAAAGAUCAGGUCACAGAAAUCCUAGAUUCCAUGCCCCGCCUGCGGAAUAACAAUAACAUGAAACCCGAGAAUUUAGAUGGUGAAGAUGAAGAAGAAGUUGAUGGGAAACAGGUUUAUCGCACUACACAAGUCUUCAGUGCCACCAUGCCAUGGGCUGUGGAGAGGCUGGCGAGAAAAUACUUGAGAAAUCCGAUUGUUGUUAGGAUAUGCACAGAGGAGGAGGCCAAUGAACCCCCCAUCACACAACAUGUGAUCAUGAUGAAACCCUCUGAGAAAUCCAGGAGAUUACGGAUUUUACUGGACGAGCUUGGAGAUGGUAAGACUGCAAUUGUGUUCACAAACACUAAGAGCGAUGCAUGUACUAUUGCUAAAUUCUUGGGUAAGGAUGGCUAUCGCGUUGCGUUACUACAUUGGGGCAUGGAGGGGGAGCAAAGAAGAAUCAUCCUGGAUGGCUUGAAGAACAAUGAACACAAUGUCUUGGUUGCUACAAAUGCUGCAGCAUAUGGAAUAGAUGUUCCUCAUGUUGCACACGUGAUAAACUACGACAUGCCCGGGGACAUCGACACAUAUACUAAUCGUAUUAGCCGUGUUGGUGGCGGCAUUUCAACAACAUUUUUGACACUGGAUGACACAGAUGUGUUCUGUGAUUUGAAGCAACUGCUCGUUCAAAGCAAUUGUCUUGUGCCUCCCGAACUUGCCCAAGCAUGACGACUCAUUCAGUCUUCUUUCAAAAGUCAUUUUAUGGAUGAAACAUCAUGGUAUUUAAUAUUUAUUUAUUUGUCAAAUAGUAGUGUUUGCUCCGUAUUUAUUAGCUAGUGUUCACAGAGUAUUGUUUAUCCAUAAUUGUUAUUUAGUUUAGUUAAAUAAGUGAGCUGAUUAUAU